Messenger RNA from Porites evermanni, 909 nucleotides. The record is from the annotation of a GenBank genome assembly. NCBI's taxonomy places the organism in Eukaryota, Metazoa, Cnidaria, Anthozoa, Scleractinia, Poritidae.
AUGGCAAUGGUAAAAACAAAAGACCACCGUAAAACGCUCUCCAAAUUUUUCAUCUUUCAGCUGGCUGUGGUGGACGUUGCGUUUAGAAUUCUAGAAUGUUACGAACUGAUUAGCGAGAGAGUGACUGAUGGAGCACUUGGUCUAACCCACUGCAAAAUAAUCGUGUUCGUUCAAUACAUUUGUGCAGCCGUUAUAUUUUCUCUGUUAGCAGGCAUUGCUUUAGAUCGCAGUAAAAACAUCAUCUAUCCAUUGCAGAGCUUCAAAACUAGAUCGUACAAUCAUCGUAAAAAGACCCUUCUCUUGAUUUGGCUCUGCUCAAUUGCGGUGUCAACAGGCUUUCUCCUCACUUCAACGAGUGUUAGAUUUAGUCGCCGAUUUGGAGCAGCAGGAAACAGGAAUUCAUCGAUCUCACGCGUUAAAAUGAACGCAUCUGGCGGAGAAUUUCUUCUCCAAUCUCCGAAGUCAUUUUGUAUUGCUGGACCUCCAAACUCUCUCGAAACCCAGAUAUCAUUCAUGUCGUAUUUCCUUUGUGGAUUUUUCAUUCCUUUCUGCAUUAUGACAAUCUGCUAUUCUCGGGUGUUUUACUUCUUGAAGGACAGAGGAAAGAAAUCAAUUCUGAACCAGUCAGUGAUCAAGUCUAAGUGGAAAACUGUGAUUAUCCUUAUGUUGCUGGUACUUAACUUUCUUAUGAGCUGGGGUCCUAUAAUGACGCUAGAACUGUUUGAGUCGUUCGUCGAGUUGGAGAAAGAAACAAGAGAAUGGCUUAGACCCCCGGCGGAGGUUAUCUGUCUCUCAAGCUCGAUACUUAAUCCGAUCAUUUAUGCGUUUGCUGAUGCAUCAUUCAGAAAACAAACUGUUUCUCUGUUAACUUGUAAAAGAAGAAUUAGUUGUUUAAAAAGUAAUUCGUAA